This is a messenger RNA of Gilbertella persicaria, 978 nucleotides long. RefSeq lists its product as uncharacterized. The transcript is spliced from 4 exons. Gene Ontology annotation, biological process: carbohydrate metabolic process. The coding region runs from base 1 to 978 and encodes 325 amino acids. The record is from RefSeq and is a predicted model, not a curated record. Lineage: Eukaryota; Fungi; Mucoromycota; Mucoromycetes; Mucorales; Choanephoraceae. Gene Ontology annotation, molecular function: hydrolase activity, acting on carbon-nitrogen (but not peptide) bonds.
AUGUCUUUUGAUUCAAGUGGCAGCAUCAGAAUUGACUGUAGAUGGGCCAUAAGAACUUCAACAGCUCAUCCUUCCAUAGAUUUACCUGUAUUUACGCAAAGAAAAGCAUUGAAUGAUAGCAAUCGUCCAGCUAUUCCACAAGUGGUGCGAUGUAAAACAGAAGGACAAUUGGCUAUAACUUAUAGUGAAGGGCCAAGUGAUACAACAGCACGUAUUGCACGUCAAUUGAACAAUGCAAGUACACCUGCUAACUUUUUUGUCAAUAUUAAAUGGUUACAAGAAGAACGGUACGCCACUGUCCUUCAGAACUUGUACAAAGCAGGUCAUUUUAUCGGCAUGACUUACAGUUUGCCAACCAAUAACCCUUCCUCCAUGACUGACAAAGAGAUUCAACAAGACAUUAUUCAUAACGCAGACAUGAUUCACUCCAUUCUUGGUGUGGCUCCUAAAUACGUUCGCCUUCAUUUCAGUGCACACAGUGACAUUCGGACAGAAUACAUACUUAAACAAUUAGGAUUUGUUUUGGUGGGCUAUAAUCUCGACGGGAAAGAUUAUUUACACAAGACACCCGAAUUCAUUGGACAAGAAUACGAGCGCACAUUCACAAACUACAAGACUUCUCAUCAAGGCAAAGGGUCAUUUAUUUCUAUUCAGUAUGAUAUUCCCGAAACAGGUAGUUUGGAUGCUGUCUCAAGUGUGAUGAAGAUCAUUUAUAAAGAAGGCUAUACACCUGUUCGUAUGGAUACUUGUCUCAAUGAUCUUAAACCUUAUAAAGUCACUGCUGCUGGAUUAGAUUAUGUGAGUGAUACCAUGGCCAAGAAACAGACACAAGUCAAGAGUAUCAGUCCUGCCAUUGUUCAUUCAGCCACAGUAGAACCUAAACAGCCAGAGAAACAAACAAGCCUUGGUUCAACCAUGGUUUCUGACCCUAUUGUCUCUUAUUUUCUUAUUUAUAUCUUCUACUUUAUCCUAACAUAA